AUGUUGGGCACCAGCUGGUCGUGUUUUUGUUGCAGCAUGAGCUUCCAGGCGCCGCAGAUGCAGCGCCGACCGAGCAACAUCCAGGCGGGCGACGAGCUCUGGAUCGACGUGCAGAAGAAGGCUUUUACGAGGUGGGCCAAUUCGUUCUUGCCAGCAGGCAAGGGCAUUGAUGACUUGUACACGGACUUAAGCGACGGACUGGUCUUGAUUGCGUUGCUGGAAGCGCUCACGGAAGCGCCGUUUCCAUCGAAAUUCACAAAGGAACCGCGGCUCCGCAUUCACAAACUGGAGAACCUGAACAUGGUGUUCGGGUUUCUUGCCAAGGGAAAUGUGAUGGUGACGAAUAUCGGAUCAAGUGACAUUUUGGACGGCAACAACAAGCUUAUUCUCGGCCUGAUGUGGACAAUUAUCAAGCACUACCAAGUGGGGGAUAUUGCUGUGGACGGUGUGUCUGGCAAGGAAGGGCUGCUGCUGUGGUGCAAUCGCCUAUUUGAACCAUUUCACUUUCGCGUGAGCAAUUUCACAAACAACUGGAGCAAUGGCGCCGCGUUUUGUUACCUCGUCCAUGCGCUAAACGCCGAGUUGCUGCCGGACGUCGUUGCCUUCACCGAGCAAUCGUCGCCUGUCGAAAACCUCGCGACUGCUUUUGGUCUGCUUGAAAAGCACUUUCAAAUCCCCGCCUUGCUCAACCCUGAAGAUCUCCGAGGCAACGUUGACGAAAAGUCGGUGCUCACGUACGUGUCGAUGGUGUACCAGGAGUGCUCUGGAAACGUCGCUCCUGGUCUGGCUACGACGUCGGCCGCAGGACCUGGAUUUCGCGCGCCCAUCACUCGUAUUUUGGAAGACGAGCCCACCGAGUUGUGGUGCGCAGUGCAGGCCACGCUGCCCAAAGCGCCGACGUGGGCUCCUUUGACUAGAACGACCACGCGACGUGUCCAAGUGCCUCCGCUUCCUUGCACAACCCCCGUUUCCUUCACAGCGCUUGGUUCUGUGGUCGCGCUGCUGUACCCCCACGCGACAAACUUCUUUAUCAAACCUCGAUCGCAAUAG
Molecule: messenger RNA, 1050 nt
Organism: Aphanomyces invadans
Lineage: Eukaryota; Oomycota; Saprolegniomycetes; Saprolegniales; Verrucalvaceae
Exons: 5
Coding region: 1-1050 (349 amino acids)
Biological process (GO): actin cytoskeleton organization
Cellular component (GO): cell projection; cell junction; plasma membrane
Molecular function (GO): actin filament binding
Source: RefSeq, a predicted model, not a curated record